CGUUUCACUGAUUGCUCUUUUCCUUGGUCCCGUAAUUUCUCUUUCCGGUAUAUUCAGUGUUUUUUAUUCAAUCGACCAUAAUCGUUUCACAUUGUGUAUCUACGUGUGUGUUUGUGUGUGUAUGCCUACGUGUGUAAGAGAAAGAGGGAGAGAAAAAAAGGUGCCCUUGUGUGGGGAGUGAUUGUUUAGCUCAGGUUUUUUAUCAGUGACGGAUUGCCAAAAGCACUUUCAGAAAAAAAAAACCGGUGCCAUAAGCUGUGUUGAUGACACGCCUGCGGAUCGAGUGUAGCGACGAUUGAUAUAUUUUUGACCCAACGUUUGUUGUGGACCGACCGCCGACAGGAGCUUCGUUUAUUUUGCCAGGACUAAGAAGAGGGGCGAUAAAACAGCUGGACACAGAGAGUGCCGAAACAAGGUUCCAACAGAAUGGCAGCCGAAGCAGCUACAAUUGCUGCUGAACAGCAGUUAAACGGCUUGGAUGAGCAGCACAACGGUUGCGAAUUUGACCCCAACGCUGUGGUCGAUGAAGACGAUUUAAAGAAAUUGAGACCGCCCGAUAUCGAUGCCGACGUCCGAGACAUGGAACGCCGACGUCGAGUUGAAGUCAUGAUGGGCAGCAGGACCUUCCGCGACGAUUUGGAGAGGAUCGUCGACCAGCAGCUAAGAGAGGGUGGCGCCGCCGGACUCUUUGCCCUUCAGCAGCACAUUUCAGACCUGACCGGAAUGGGGACCCAUCGGGGGUUGGGCGGAGGCGGCGGUGGAGCGCGCUGUGUAAUCCCCAUCAACGAUAUUAAAGGCGUGGAUUUCCCCAGUUACGUCAAAGGAGAAAAAAUCAUGCGUUGCAAGUUGGCAGCCCUUUACCGACUGGUCGACCUCUUCGGAUGGUCGCAAUCCAUUUACAAUCACAUUACGGUUCGCGUGAGCCAAGAACAAGAACACUUUCUAUUGAACCCCUUCGGACUGCUAUACAGCGAAGUGACGGCCUCCUCCCUGAUUAAGGUCGACAUGCAGGGCAAUGUGGUCGACCCGGGAACAACGAACUUUGGAGUCAACAUUGCCGGUUUCGUCCUCCACUCGGCCAUCCAUGCCGCGCGCCCGGACGCCAAAUGCGUCGUCCAUGUUCACCAUCCAGCUUGCGUCGCUGUCUCUGCCUUGAAAUGCGGGUUCCUUUCCGUCAGUCAAGAGAGUGUGAUGAUCGGCGAAGUUAGCUAUCACGACUACUACGGAAUCUUGGUGGAUCCCGAGGAGCGCGAUACGAUCGCACGGAAUCUCGGACCCCUGAACAAAGUGAUGUUUCUCCGCAAUCAUGGCCUAGUCAUUCUAGGCGAGACCAUCGAAGAGGCGUUUUCACGCGCCUGCAACACGGUUCUAGCCUGCGAAGCCCAAAUCCGCAUGAUGCCAGUUGGCCUCGACAAUUUGAUCAUGAUUUCCGAUGAAGCUAAACGCCGGUCACAGGAGGUAGCUAAGCGCGCCAACGAAUUCGCAAGAGCCGGACGCAAUAACGUUCAGUUGGCUGGAGUCGAAGGCGAACAACCCGAACAAGAAGAGGUCAAAGAGAAACCUCGAACCCGCGAGGUCAAAUGGCGACAAGGCGACAUGGAGUUCGAAGCUUACAUGCGGAUGUUGGAUAACUCUGGAUACCGAAGCGGAUAUCCUUACCGCGUCCAUUCAGUAAGAACGGAGCUUCCAAGACAGAAACACGAUGUCGAAGUUCCGCCAGCAGUCUCGUCCUUUGGUUACAUGAUUGAAGAAGACGAGCUCUACAAAAAUAGUCCACUCAGGAAAUUGCUCGACGGACGUCGCACCUUGGACAAGAAUCGCUGGAUCAACUCUCCAAACGUCUAUCAGAAAGUGGAAAUAGUCGAACAAGGCUCUCAGGAUCCCAAGAAGAUCACCAAGUGGGUACCCGAUGGCUCUCCGACUCACAGCAGCACUCCGGUCAAACUGGAGAUUGCCCACCAGUUUGUACCGAUGGGCACGACAUCGAAGGAGUUUAAACAGAAACAAAAGCAGAUCAAAGAAAACCGUCGUCAAGGUGGCAUCAGCGCUGGGCCCCAGUCGCACAUCCUGGAAGGAGUCAGUUGGGACGAAGCUCAAAAAUUACAAGACGCUAAUACAAGUGGAACUGGCGAUCAUGUCGUUGUCGUCGGUGCAGCAUCGAAAGGCAUCAUCCAACGUGACUUCCAACAUCAUGCAAUGGUCUACAGAACUCCUUACGCCAAGAACCCUUUCGAUUCCGUCUCAGAUCAAGAGAUUGAGGAGUACAAAAGACAAGUAGAGAUGUCUCAGAAGGGUAUUUCAGAAGAGCACGAGGUGAGUUACUCCACUACGGAGGCUCCCACGAUGGAGCCUCUUGUAGCCGAGUCAGUUAUCCUCUCUGCCAGUGGCGAGCCCGUCCGUCCCGAACGGAAAUCACCCACAUCGCCACGACCACUCAGUGACGACGAAGCAAGUCCUCGAGUAGUUCAGGUGGCUGUGAAACACGUGCCGCAGGAAGAUCACGCACAACGUCAGCUUCUCCCGUCAGACGAAACCACAGGGGCUGAGUCGCCCGAACCUUUUGUCGAGCGCUCGAAAUCCGCCCGCCUUCCGCGUGACGGGUCGGGUGAUGCUUGGGACAUGUUCAAGCGUCGCUCAUGGUCGCUGGGCCGCGAGAAAAGGAAGCACCAGAAUAAAGGUGGUGAAGUGAACGGCGAUGAAAUUGACAACCCACAGAGCCAGGUGUCGCAGAGUAGCCGUGACGAGUCGUCGGCCCGAGACAUGUCGACAGAAGAUUCACCCUCCAAGUCUAAGGAUAAGAAGAAGAAGAAGGGAUUGCGAACACCCUCUUUCCUCAAGAAGAAGAGUAAGGAGAAGAAGAAGCCAACGCCGGAAGUUUGAACAACUACAUCGCUUUUUGCUUUCAAUGUCGGAAAUAAUCUAUGAAUGAGAAACAAACUCUUUGGGACUCUUUUGGGGACAGCACUGCCACUCGAGUGUCGUCGGGUUUUUUUUCUCUUUUUUUUUUUAAAACAAAACAUGAAUAAUCUCUUCUAUAUACUUCAGCUACUCUCCAGUAGUCCUCCUUUUGGUUUUGCGUCAAGUAUCUUAAAAAACUAAUCCGCCUUGCUUUAGAUUGGAGAAAAGAAUGAUGUUUGGUUUUAGUCUCU
Molecule: messenger RNA, 3149 nt
Organism: Daphnia carinata
Lineage: Eukaryota; Metazoa; Arthropoda; Branchiopoda; Diplostraca; Daphniidae
Gene: hts
Product: protein hu-li tai shao-like
Exons: 19
Coding region: 427-2880 (817 amino acids)
Cellular component (GO): plasma membrane; cytoskeleton; postsynaptic density
Molecular function (GO): actin filament binding
Source: RefSeq, a predicted model, not a curated record